Messenger RNA from Chaetomium strumarium, 2394 nucleotides. RefSeq names its product Metallo-dependent phosphatase-like protein. The transcript is spliced from 2 exons. Gene Ontology annotation, molecular function: endopolyphosphatase activity; phosphatase activity. Gene Ontology annotation, biological process: polyphosphate catabolic process. The record is from RefSeq and is a predicted model, not a curated record. The coding region runs from base 474 to 2072 and encodes 532 amino acids. Gene Ontology annotation, cellular component: cytoplasm. NCBI's taxonomy places the organism in Eukaryota, Fungi, Ascomycota, Sordariomycetes, Sordariales, Chaetomiaceae.
UCUCAGUCCAGCGAGGGAGCCCUCGCACUUUCGCCUAUAUGGUUAAGGUGUAUGUAGCAGCUCAAGGUGCCUGCGUCCGAGCGCCGCAUGCGGACGGGGCAAGUCCGAAUGAGUUCCGAAUGAAGAUAAUGGAAGGUCCACCUGAUCUUCACCGCAAUUCAACGAUGGCAAAGUUCUUAUGACUGGGUUACUCAUGCAUAUGUUAGAGCAGCGGGAAGUGAAAAGAAGUAAUAAUUCCUGCUUUACAGCCCUACCAUCGGUCUCCGUUUGUCUAGCACAACCCUCCUGCCUUCGAAGGUUGCCGCAAUCAGGACUCGACACGGCUUUUACCUGUGCGCGUUAACAUGAUGUAAUCCACCUCCCAACUUUACCUACCCCUUGCGACCAUCAAGAGAUCGCAGACAGGCCGAAGAUUCGGUACUAUCCUAUCACACGAUUGCUGAGCGCUGCACACCCUGCAUGCCGUAGCGACCAUGCCGCAAGAAAUAGCUCGAGCCUUUCUGGGCAACCGCGGCGGUCCACGCCGCUCGCGUGUCUUUUUCCUCCUUGGAGGGCUCGCACUCCUAACGUUCUGUCUCUUUGCGUCCCACCUACAUGGCUUGCAGCAAUUUACUAGCGGGCGACCAUUCGGGGGUUUAACAGGCAACGCCGGAAGCAAGUCCGGAAUGACGUCGUCGGGGCAUGACCCAGCAUUGACCGCGCCCCGCCAUGCAUCUACCGCCACCAACACCCCCGAGGCUGCAGUAGCAGAUCCCGUAGAUAGUCAAACGCCGACCAAGAUCACAAAGCCGGAGGACGGCCAACAGUCGUUUAAGAUGGAGUACGGGGCCAACAAACACCCGUCGUUCAAGGAUGACCCGCCUCAGCUCAUCCGUGACCUUGCGCGGGAGCAUAUCCCGUAUUAUGCACCUCCACCGCCGACUGAGGAACCCACCGACGGGGAGGGGAAGACGAGCGCAAAGAGACUGGUGGUUGUCGGCGAUGUGCACGGCCACCUCGCUGCGCUCAAGGCUUUGCUGCGGAGGAUAGGCUUCGACCACAAGCAUGGCGACCAUCUCAUCCUCGCCGGAGACAUGGUUACCAAGGGCCCCAACAGCAAGGGCGUGGUCAAACUGGCCAUGAACCUCAGUGCGAGCGCGGUGAGGGGCAACCAGGAUGACGAGGUCUUAGCGGUCGCCAGGCGGAUGGGCCGUGUCUCGGUCGACGACGAGGGUGGGGAUGAUGAGCAGGAGGCGGACGACGCUGACGAAGAUGGUCAAGACGACGAUGACGGCAGUGAAGCGGAAACAGAAACUAAGAGAAAGUACCGCCACGUCCGCCGAGUCGCUCGCUCCCUCAGCCGCGCCCAGCUCGCCUGGCUGAGGUCCCUGCCCAUCAUCCUCCGCAUAGGGCAGCUCCCAAACGCCACAUCACCGCCGUGGAACACAAGCACCAUCACCGUUGUCCACGGCGGGCUGGUUCCCGGGAUGCCGCUAGAGAAGCAGGACCCUUGGGCGGUCAUGAACAUGCGGAGCCUGCUAUAUCCCGGCCACGGCAAAGGCAAGGGGAAGCAUCACAAUGCGCGUCCUGAAUCGGAAGACGACGACGAAGUAGCACCAGACGCAGUCGCAGUGCCCAUAGACAAGCACGACGGUGAGCCAUGGAGCCACGCCUGGAACCGUUAUCAGAAUAACCUCCCCCCAUCAGCCGACCACACAGUAGUAAUUUACGGGCAUGACGCCAAAAAGGGACUACAAGUCACCCCCCAAGCCGACGUCUCCCCCUACUCCUCCUCCUCCACCACCACCCCCUCCUCAUCAAAAAAGAACCACAAAAAGCAUAAGAAGGUGAAAGGCCUCCGCUACGCCUUCGGCCUCGACUCGGGCUGCGGCCACGGACGGCAGCUCACGGCGCUGAUCAUGGAGGCCGGGCCUCACGGGGUGCGGCAUCGAAUAGAGCAGGUCGAGUGCGACCUCGAGACGGAAGAGCGGGCGCUCUGGGGCGAUCAGGAUUACACGCCGCCGAUACAGCCGCCGCCGCCGGAGGAGGAAGAGGAGGAUGGAGAAGAAGAAAAUCAACGAGUGGUGGGGUAGUUAAAUUUCCGUUUUCUUUUUUCGUCCUGUUGGCUACGCGGUCGUGUUUUAUCUACCGUGCUGCUUUCAAACGAUGACACGGUGGGAACGGAAAGGGGAAGGGGUUCGCUUCAACGCUGUUUGCAUUCUGCAUAUUGGGCGUUCUGGGAUGAACAUACCUAGUAAUUGCUUAUCGGGCGUUCGGAUCGGAAGGGAGGAGGGUUUGAUGUUAGGCAACCAUUGAUUGAUGUGUUGCUUGUGCCUACCUUAUAUGCAUGCUACCACUCCUAGACUAUCUGUCUUACCUUAGACUGAAUGGCACAUGCCGUAGUUCAUAACAUAA